Neurospora tetrasperma FGSC 2508 is the source of this 994-nucleotide messenger RNA. RefSeq lists its product as uncharacterized. Bases 227 to 994 code for a protein of 255 amino acids. Lineage: Eukaryota; Fungi; Ascomycota; Sordariomycetes; Sordariales; Sordariaceae. The record is from RefSeq and is a predicted model, not a curated record. The transcript is spliced from 4 exons.
ACAGCUUACAAUAACUUGCAACCUCCAACUUCAGUCACCUAGUCAGGAAGCUACGACAGCAAGAUCAUCGUUGUACGGGCAGGUAUCUCUACCUCUAUCUUCUCUUUCUUGCACACACACUCUGCAAGAGCCUCCAUCCUCCUUGCACUUACCUCAACCUCAUUCUUGUCGCCCUCACUUUGCAAGAGCUCCCCUCUCGCACUUACCUCAAGGCCUCAACUUCAAGAUGUCUGGCAAUCAAGACGACACCACCGUGCCUGUGUACUACUCGCACCACAGCUACCUGUUCGCAGAAAUCACCAAGAAGCACCCCAACCUCACCACAGAAGAGCUCGAGAACGAGUUCAAAACCAAAGUUGAGGGCUCGUACGCCACCAAGCUUUUUGAGGAGUACGGCGCCUUUUACCACAUCUCGCGCGACCAAGUCGAUGCGUUCAAGGCGCUCGUUGCCGAUGAGUUGAUGUGGACCCGUUACAUCUACGACAAGCCUGAGGUUGGCCUCACCCUGCAACAGGGCACAAAGCUCGUCGCCAAGUUCAGAGCCAAGAUCGCUGAGCUUAAGGAGGCGCAUGCUGCGGAGAGGAAGAAGCUCCAGAGCGAGCAUAGAGCCGUCUAUGAAGCCUUCUACAAGGGCGCCUGCGCGGACUACAGCAGCCAGAUCAAAGAGCUGUCGGCCGAGAACGAGCGCCUCAAGGAGGAGAACGCGGAGGUCAAGCGCCUCAAUCAGGCUUUGCUCGAUGUCAGACGGGAGGAGCAGUUUGACAAAUUCGAGGUGCUUUUGGGGGCGAAGAUGGACCUUGAGAAGGACGUGAAGAGGAAGCAGGACAGAAUCAAGGAUCUUGAAGAUAAGGUCGCCGAGCUGAAGAAGCACAAGGGCCUCGCCGAAGAAAGCGCUCGAAGACUGGAGUAUAUCGAUGAGCUCAAGAACGGGAACAAGAUGUUGGAGGUGGAAAUCAAGAUCUUGACUAGGAAAUUGGUGGAACGGACUACCUAG